AUGGAGAAAUCAAGAAUGCCAAGAAACGUUUAUGAACCUUUAAAGACAUAUUUUCUCAAGGUUAACAUCAACUGCCAUGGAUGUAAUAGGAAAGUGAAGAAAACACUGAGAAAAGUUGAAGGUGUUUACUCAGUUGAUAUAGACACAGAUCAACAAGCAGUGAUUGUUAGAGGGAACUUAGAUCCAGAGAUUUUGGUCAAGAAGUUGAACAGAAGAGGAAAGUAUGCAGAGCUUUUGUUCAUGAGUCCUAUCCAUAAGGACCAGUUUGGAAAUCAUCAAGCUGGUCUUAAUCAUGACAACAGAAGCUUGAGGAACGCACAAUACAACUUCGGAAACAAUCACUUUAACAAUGUCCCAAGUUACGAAAGGCAAAGUGAUGGAGAGAUGAUGAUGAUGGCGAACAACAUGAAACCUGUGAUGAUGAACGAUGCAGACUACUUUCAGAUGAGCGAUUCUUCUGAAGAUUUCCAGGAGCUGUUUGGAGAAACAGCGCAAAGACACAACUAUGAUGAAGAGGCGAGGAACAUGGAACUAGGAUAUUCUAAUGCAUACCCUGCAGCAGAAACAAUGAACAUGCAUAUUCCAGGAAGAUCUAAUAAUAUGAUGGUGAACGAGAGAGCUUUCCACGGUCAGAUGAUGAACGGUCCAUCUCUAGUUCCACAAUUUAUGAAUCAGGAACAGUUCAGCUCAAGGUUACUGAAUGGAUUCUACUACUGAACGGUCCAUCUCAAGGAAACUUAAUGGAUUCUACUACUGACUAAAGAAGUUAGUGACUAAAGAAAGUUUUUAAGAUAUGUGUGUGUGUUUCACCACCACUUUAAUUCAAGCUUAAUAGACUAGUAUUAUAGUGUUUUAUAUUGUUUCAAUGUUUGUUAAGUGUGUGUCGAAGAACUUUG
Eruca vesicaria subsp. sativa (arugula) is the source of this 896-nucleotide messenger RNA. NCBI's taxonomy places the organism in Eukaryota, Viridiplantae, Streptophyta, Magnoliopsida, Brassicales, Brassicaceae. The record is from the annotation of a GenBank genome assembly.